CCACCAACCUCCAGCCAUCACUCAAACCAAAAAAAAAAAAAAAGAAAGUCGAAACUACCCAAUUUUGUUGACCACACUUUCCAGUAAAAUCGGGGAGAUGGCUUGGAUAACAAGAUUCUUAACGGCGGUGGCUUUCUUGGCCGUCGGAGUAAUAUUCUCACCGGAGACCUUCGGAUCAAAAUCAGAGGGUCCAAGUUCGCCCAUUCUCUCCUCUUCCAUUAAGCUAGCUCAUCUACUCAGCUUCUCGACCGCCUGGGGCGCCGCCCUUUGGGUCACCUUCAUCGGCGGUAUCAUCAUGUUCAAGCAUCUGCCAAGACAUCAAUUUGGUAAUCUACAAAGCAAGAUGUUCCCGGCUUAUUUCUCGAUGGUCGGUGUUUGUUGUGCCAUAUCGGUGGCGGCGUUUGGUUAUUUGCAUCCGUGGAAGUCGGCGACGACGGCGGAGAAAUACCAGCUAGGGUUUUUAGUCUCUGCUUUUGCUUUCAAUCUCACCAAUUUGUUCGUUUUUACUCCUAUGACCAUUGAGAUGAUGAAGCAAAGGCACAAGGUGGAGAGAGACGAGAAUAUUGGUGAUGAAAUUGGAUGGACAAAGAAUCAGGAAGCUGCAAAGACUAAUCCAAAGCUUGCUGCCAUGAACAAGAAAUUUGGAAUGAUUCAUGGGUUAUCUUCCCUUGCUAAUAUUAUGUCUUUUGGCGGCCUUGCUAUGCAUUCAUGGUACUUGGCCGGUAAGCUCAAUCUGUAGUUUGGAGUUCAGUUCUUCAUGGAAAGUCUGAGUUUGCCUUCUGGCUAUAGAUUAAAGUUAUCAUUUGUACUUUGUGUUUUCUCUUGGAUAAACUGUUCCUGCCAGAAUUAUGUAAACUUGAACCACAUGUCAAGAAAAUGGAUCCUGUUCUUGUUAGUUGGUGAAAAAAUAAAUUGACAAAGUCACAUGGCUUUUCCUAUCAA
Durio zibethinus is the source of this 942-nucleotide messenger RNA. RefSeq lists its product as uncharacterized. Lineage: Eukaryota; Viridiplantae; Streptophyta; Magnoliopsida; Malvales; Malvaceae. The record is from RefSeq and is a predicted model, not a curated record.